AUGGGCCGUGGGACUGCGGGAGAUGCUGGAUCAGCACCUGCAGGGCUUGGGCAUCACCGCUGUCACAGUGGAGCACCCUCAGUAUUCACUGUUGAAGAAAUGAUGCCAUAUGUCCAACACUUGAAAGGAGGUCACAGUAAAAACCUUUUUCUUAAAGACAAAAAGAAGAAAGGGUUCUGGUUGGUGACUGUUCUACACAACAGGCAGAUUGAUUUAACUGAUCUUGCUAAAAAACUGGGAGUUGGGAGUGGAAAUCUAAGAUUUGCUGAUGAAAAUGCCAUGCCGGAAAAAUUGAAAGUGGGCCAAGGAUGUGCUACGCCACUAGCCCUCUUCUGUGACCAAGGAGACGUGAAGUUUGUACUGGAUGCUGGCUUUCUGGAAGGUGGCCAUGAAAAGGUGUAUUUUCAUCCAAUGACAAGUUCUGCAACCAUGGGAUUAAGCCCUGAAGACUUUCUGAAGUUCGUGAAAUCAACAGGACAUGACCCAAUAAUCAUCCAUUUUGAUAAAAAUAUUAAGUAG
Molecule: messenger RNA, 519 nt
Organism: Rhea pennata
Lineage: Eukaryota; Metazoa; Chordata; Aves; Rheiformes; Rheidae
Product: prolyl-tRNA synthetase associated domain-containing protein 1-like
Molecular function (GO): aminoacyl-tRNA deacylase activity
Source: RefSeq, a predicted model, not a curated record